AAUAUUCCUUUAACAAAAUGAAAGAGAUUUCACUGCAUGUUUGUUUAACAUCAAGUUAACUUAAUAAAUAACCCUGUCGUUCAUUUUACUAAAUAAGUAAUCUGGUUAUACUGAAAGUCCGUAAAUAUUUCUACUUUCAGUUUGUAAAGAUUUAAGGUCAACUCCGCCUACCUACGUAACGCUUGGAAACAUGUCAACAAACACAGGUAAAGUUAUUAAAACCAACUUGACUGAAUUGAUUGGAAGAAAAAAGAAACAAAAAGCAGUAAAAAGAGAACCUAGUGAUGGUCAAAUAGUUACCUCCAUUGCUAUUCCAAGUGUACCAAACAACAAUCCAGAUACCAACUUAAGUGGUUUAAACAUUGUAUCAACAGGUAAAGGGGAAAAGAAUAAGUCAGAUACUGAUUUACAUUGUAUAAAGACAGCACCUUCAAAGAAAUCACCAAGAAGAUUUAGUGAGGGACGUGAAGUAGACCAUCAAGUUUUACGUAGUCCCAGUCGCCUAGGUUACAGUGAAGAUAUUCCGAUUAUUAGAGAAGGUCAAUGGGAAAACACAUCACAAGAUUCUAAUAGAGAAGAUUUCCAGUUUCUAGAUUUAAAUGAUAUAACCGGGGAUCAGGAACAAGACCCUCAAGUUAAAGAAACAGAUAUAGAAACAAAAGAUAGCGGACAACAAACAGAUUUCCCUGUAACUCCCACCACCCCUGUUAUUCCAUCUUCACAACGCACUGAACCACGUAGUUCUCAUUUUGUUUCAUCCCAUAAAUAUUUACUAGAAAAAGGAAGUUCACCUAAACAUCCAUAUGAAAAAACAGUGUUCUUUGUACAAUCUUCUCCAAACAGUGAGUUAAAAAAGACUGCAACUACUAGAGUUAAAUCUGCUGUGGGUCAUUCUAAGACGUCUGCAGAUUAUAAUAGAAGUGUAAAUGUAACUCCUUCCACAAGAGUUGACUCUGGUUACAGCAGUCGACCAGAAACAAUUAGGAUACAGUCAUCACCCGGGAAAUCAAGUGUACAGCUAUAUUCGGAUCGUACCUCUACCGCACCAACGUCAAGGUUCACGUCGCCUGGAAGACAAAUCACUUCCAGCUCUAACAACAAAAACGUUACUUAUGAUUCAAAUCGUGUAAACUUUGACGAUAAGGUUGAAGCGAAAUCACCAAUCAUGAGUUUUUACAGCACUGAUAUAAUUUCACCGAUGUCGUCGGCAAGGAAACAGGAGAAAGAAGAUCUCCAAAUGUUGAACGAUAGGUUCUCUACAUAUAUACAGAAAGUGCGUCUGUUAAGUGAGCAGAAUAAUAGGAUUGAUGCAAGUACGUUUGUGAAGCAGACGAGAAUAUUAGAGGAGGAAGUGGCAAACCUGAAAACACUUUAUGAAAGGGAACUGGACGCCAUGAGACAGGAGUUGAAUGCUAUUAACAGAGAAAAGAGCAAUUACCAGUUACAAUGCGAGAAAAACAAACAAGCUGCCAUUGAUUUUGAAAGCAGGAUGGCAGUAGAGACAGAUAAGAACCGUCGCCUCAUGGAUGAUAUGAAUCAGUUGCAGCAGAAGAACAACAAUUUGGAGGCGGAGCUUAUGAAUAUGAGGCAGGCAGGAGAUGGGCGGUCUGAUUUCAUGCAUCUGCAGCGAGAAAUGGAUAAAAUCAUUCGAGAAAAUGAAGACCAUAAGAGAAGACAGGAACAAGAAUCUCUUCUACGCACCGAGGCUGAGGACCGAUGUCACACCUUGACGAAAAAGCUAGAGUUUAACGAACAAGUUCAUGCUCAACAGCUUGCCGAGCUCCGCGAGCGACUGGAACAGAACCAAGCACUCGUUAUCAGUCUUGAAUCCCGCCUCUCCCAGGCAACAAAGAACGAUAUUGCCAUACCAGAAGUGCUGAAGCAAGUGCGAGAGCAGGCUGAACAUGAACUUAAAAAAUACCAGGUUGAGUCUGAAGAAAAUUACACAAGAAAUAUAUCAGCAUUAAAAUGUCAAAUGGACAAUGAUGCUCAUAGAAUAGAACUAUUAUCUAGCGAGAAAUCUCAGCUUCAGGGACAGAUAGGGGAACUCACUGCUAAAAUCAGGAAUCUUGAGGGACAGAUAUUGACUUUGGAACAUCAAAGGUCAACAGUUGAGGAUCUCAUCAAACAAGAACGUGAUCGAUUUUCAAGUCAGCUUCAGGAGAUGAAUUUGAAACUCCGGGACAUGCAGGAGCUUGUUUUCACAAAGAUGCGUGAGGCUAGUAACGAACGAGAUGUACAUAUCCCCCUGAAAGCCGAGAUUGAAGCCAUGAAGAUUUUAAUGGAGGAGGAAGAAAGAAGAUUACAGCUCCCUCUUACAGCAACUCAUCCUCACCCAUCAACCUAUACCACCGGAGUCCCGCUGACCCUUCCAGCUGUCUCUGCCACUGUCACCCAGGCCCAGGCCCAGCCAGAAUAUGUUGCUUCACCAACUCAGCUUAGCACUGCCACGGAACAGAAUGCAGCAUUUACUACCCAAGGGUCUGCAUAUACUCAGCAGUAUGGAGAGCAGCAUACACAAUUUUAUGACCAUCAGACAUCACAAGGUCAAGGUUAUGGUGAGCAGACGUCACAAGGGGAAUCACUCUUCACUCAUAUACCCCUGUCAUGCUCCACUGAUCCAGGGGCCACAGAUUAUAUAGGUUCAACAAAGUAUACAUAUGAGACAACUCCGAGCUUGAACCGUUUACAUAUCGACUCACCACCAAGAAAUUCUCCUAGGGCUAUUGGUCCUAUUACAAGAGCAAAAUCUGCUCCAGUGAGACCAGGGUCAUCUGUUCAAGUUGUUCCAACAAAGUUAGGCCAGGGGAAGGACUACUUCGAUGAAAUGUUUAAAGACCUCACCAGAGAAACACUGUACACACAAACACGCCCAAAAAGUAGUCCCAUGGAACGACCUCCGAGUGCAAAACAGCGGGAGCGCCCAUCUAGCAGAUCUGAAUUUUUGGAGAUGGUAACAGAGUCACAACCUAUACCUGAGAUGACAAAGCAAGAGAGACCGAGGAGUGCUGCCUCUGACCAUGUAGACCGUGUGCUUGAGCCUCGUCAGGCAGACCGGCCACAGAGUUCAGUGUUCCAUGACUACACAACUGCAACUUCCAGAAAAAUGAAUGGCUCCUCUGGACAAGUUUGCAGUGCUGUGGGAGAUAUCAAGAUCCUGGAAGUUAAUCAAGAUGGAAAAUUUAUCCGACUCUUCAAUGAUGGAAAACAGGAAAUUGAGUUUGGCGGGUACAUGAUUCAACAGAAUGUUGGUGGCCAUCCUGUGGCAGUUUUCCGGUUCCCACCAAGAACAAAAUUUGCUGACGAGUCUACUAUCACCAUCUGGUCUGGUUCCCAGGAUCCAAAAGAGCACCAGCCUCCUAAAGACUUUGUUUGGAAGGAACAGCAGAAAUGGGGAACCGGCCCUGAAUGUACCACCAUUUUAUGUAAACCAAAUGGACAAGCCAUAGCAUGGAUGACAGCAGCUCAUAGAUUUACAAAGAACCUUUAUGAGGAAAGUUUAAGAAGUUCCACAACUGAACAUACUCCUAUACCAGACACUGGUGUACCAACAACUACAGGUCAAGAUGAGGUGCUAACAGAAAUGAAUGUUAACUUGAACGAACCAAAACAAGAACCUGUUUACUUAAGAAGAGAGAAGCAGUCUCCGCCCUCAUUGAAUGCACAGAAACAUCCUCAUGGUACAAGCCCCAGCAAAGAAACACACCCACAUACUGGUCAGCCACGCCCCUUCACAUAUGGUAAUGAUAAUAGCAGUGUAAACAGACAGUCCAGGGUACAGUCUACAAGGCCAGACCCCAUACCAGGUCAACCAUAUGCUGGUGGUUCAGCAACAAGAAUAGGCAGUGCACCUCUUAGAAAAUACCAUGGCACAGCAAAUACUGGUAACAUUAGAGGAAGUGGAGCAAUAGCCAAUCGCAGUGCCAGACAAAAUAGUUUCCUGUCCUAUCUGGAACCUGGUAUGACAUCUGAGCCACCUAACCCCUUUCAGACCCCUCAUCGAAGGUUUGAGAAGGGGAUGGAACAGUUACAGUCACAACAUCAUGUUAGUUUCAACCCACCCAUGCCACGCCCUCCAUUGUUCUCAACCUGGUAACCAUGACAACAAAGACAUGUACAUAAAUAGACUCAUGUUAAAAAAACUGUAAAAAAAUAUUAAAAUGUGGGUAUUAAAUUUCGUGGAUUUUGUCUAUAAUUGAACUAUUACAUAGAAAUUGACAUAUUUAUUCCAUCAUUUACUUUGAAAAACUAAGAAUAGGAUUUCUACUUACCAUUUGAUUUGAUUUUGUACCAAAAGAUAAAAACAAAAUCCACAAAAUUUAAUCACCCACUUAUGAGAAUUGAAAUUUCAGUGUACCACUGCAGCAGAUUUAUUGCUCAGAAAUAUGGGGAUUUCACUAGUCACAAAAAUAUUCUUAUUUUCAUCAUGGUGUAGCAAAUUUAUUUUGCUUUAACAUGGAGAUAUUAAGGAUUUAAAUUCACUGUUUCACAAAAUGAAUGUUUGGAUGAUGUUUUUACUUUAUCCUCUGUUUGAACAUAUAUCUGUAUCAGUUUUUGGCUUUACUAAAGCACAAGAUAUUGAAAUGGAGAAAAAGCUUUUUGCCACUGUAUUGUAUAACAGCACAUGCAAUGAAAAAAAUUGUUUUGUUUAGAUUUUUAUUUUACAAACAUCACAAUAAUUUACCUUUAAUGGAAUGUGAAGCCAUAUGCACUUUAUUUAAAUGUUUAGAAAAAAUUUAAUUAACCUAAAUUUGAUAAUUUUUAAAAUCAUAAUGAAUGUGUCAGUGAUAAAAAGGUUACACAGGUCAAGGUCAUGUUACCAGGGGAGACCAUCAUGUAGAGAUAAUUUCACAUAGACCAGGAUUUGUGCAUUUAUUCUGUGUAUUCAGAUUUAUUUUUUCUUUGCUGUAGAAUUUUGUUAAUUGUUUGUAUUUUUACAAGUACAUUCUAUGUUUACUUAUUUAUUUACAUGGAAACGUUACCAUAUUACAAUUCAAUGUGACCUUUCUCAAAGGUCAUGCUUCUUAAAUAGUUAUGACCUUGAUUUAUUCAAAGGUCAAGGGUUAAACACUACAAUAAGGUAUAACUAGAAAGGUAUUCAACAUCCAGCAAAAAUUUUCUUCUCUCAAAAUAUAAUUUCUGAUAGACCCUGUUUUUUUAUGUGUUAACAGAAAGGUAAUGUUGAACUUGUCAGUACCUCUGCUUGUCAAUGAAAAAAUGAAAGUUUGUUGUUGUGUUGUUGUUGUUUUUCUUUUUAUAAAAGAUAUUUCUUGUAAUUUAACUGUUGAAUUACAAAAGCAUAUUGAUUUGUUGCAAAAAUGUUUGAAUUUAGUGUCAUGACAGUUUCUUUUUGUUUUGUUUGUUGUUUACAAAUUGACAAUUCUGCUGCAGUUUAAGAUGUCUACAUGUAUAUAAAUUAAAAUUUGUAAUGUAUAUUAAGACUCAUUUCAUAUAGAAUUAGAUAUGUAAACAAAAAAAAUCUAUGCAAUACCCUAUUUUUAAAUAGUAAGAAACAAGAAAAGCAUUAUGUACCAUUUAUUGAAUCAAAAUUACACAAAAUAAAAGGAAAUGUUAAAGCAUAGUACCAUGUACGAAUGUAAAGUUCUUUAUAAUUUUGUGUAUAUUAAUUAUAAUUUAUAUAAAAUAAGGUAAUUUCAACUUUCGAUGAAACAAAAUUUUAAAUGUCACCUAGAAUCUAGGGUAAAGAGAUUUUGUAGUGAGGAGGCAAAGUGGCAAAACAAAAUAAAAAACAAAAUGCUUGAAAUAUCAUAAGCUUGAAUAACAACUUUUUGAAAUAAUUUAAAUUCUAUUUUCAACUCUGUGAUACUUACAUUCAUGUUUAAUAGGGCUAUUUGGUCUUAUUUAUUUAUUUUUGAUGACCAAUAAAGUAUUACAAUUUGAAUGGCCUAUAUGUUGUGAGUUUUGAAUAUAUUAGUGCUUCUUAUUGGUGUUAACUGCAACUGCGGCCAAAUUACUUACAUUAUUUAGAAAAUAGUUCCAAAAGUUGAUGCUGUGUAUUAUUUUGCUCCGUCCAAAAGUAGGUCCUUUGUGUUUUUUGUUGCUUUUGAGAUUUAGAAGGCAUAAAGAAGCUGAUUUCUGUGAUACAUAUAUAUUAUAUAUAUUUUGUUUGUUUAAUAUUUCAUUGAUUCUGUUAGUAGAAACUAUUAAAGGUAUGCUUUUUGUUUCUAUAAUGUUAUCAUAUAUCAUUAUUAUUUCAUUGAUUAUUAUAGGUAGGACAUUUAACUUAAUUUUUGCCAACAUCGUAUAUUAUUUUAUGUGUUAUUUUCUUUUUUCAAGGCUUUUUUAAUUAACUCUAUUUAAACUCUAUUUUAGUAGUUGCAUUGUUUUAUAAUUUUAAAUUAUAUAUAUUUUAUGUUAGUUGAAUUUUUUUUAAGUUUGGCGUAAUUUUAGAUUUUUGGAUAUUUCAUCGUUCAAGAUUGUUUUUUUGUUUACUCCGUCUAUAAUCGGGGAAAUACGGGGAAAUACAAUACAGUCAUGAAAAAGAACCUUAGAUGGUAAGUCUCAUACAUAUUAAUUGAUAAGAAAGUUGUUGUUUUGAACAACGUAUUUGUUUAUCAUUUCGGUAAUUAUUGUUAGAAAGAGUUUUACAUAUAAUUCAGGUACUGAACUCGUUUCUUGUUGUAAUAAAGCAACUCUGUAUAUGAAAAAAAUUCAAACUGUCACACAAACUUACUUUCCAGCAACAUUAUUGUAUGAAUGAUUGUUUUCAUCAAUGCUUUAAUAUGUAGACAAAAAGAUUUUUACUAUUUAUUUAAUGUUAUCCAUGCAGUAGGAUUUUAAAAUUAUUAUAUUACAACUUCAAUUACUAUUUUUCCAAUAAAACAGUCUUACUCAA
This is a messenger RNA of Ruditapes philippinarum (Manila clam), 6856 nucleotides long. Its product is annotated as neurofilament medium polypeptide-like. The transcript has 23 exons. Gene Ontology annotation, cellular component: nuclear envelope; cytoplasm. The coding region runs from base 191 to 4096 and encodes 1301 amino acids. Lineage: Eukaryota; Metazoa; Mollusca; Bivalvia; Venerida; Veneridae. The record is from RefSeq and is a predicted model, not a curated record.